This is a messenger RNA of Symbiodinium sp. CCMP2592, 1248 nucleotides long. Lineage: Eukaryota; Dinophyceae; Suessiales; Symbiodiniaceae. The record is from the annotation of a GenBank genome assembly.
AUGUACGUGGUGGUCUCAAUCUACCGAGGCAGUUACCGCUGCAGCUUCUACAACACCUCUGCGGGCGAUACGGGCAAACACGAGAAAGUGACGCUCUACCGCCUGACGCCGCUAAAUGUUACGGGUCUGAGGAACAAGAACACGGGCGAUGCCUACGGCGACAUCAACUACUGGAUCUCGAAGAAGAAUAUGUCGCGGAUCUGCGCCCAGGAUCCCCGUGCUCAUGGCUGCAUCGAUGCUUCCGAGGAUCUCUACGGCAUCUUCACCCUAGAGAUCGACGGCCAGUAUGGACCGUACCUGCAGUGCAAUCCGGUGCAAGGUGGAGGACCGGACCCGGUUCACAAUCCACUCUGGAUGGACACAUCGAACUUCAGCUGUGGUCAGAACUGCAUCAUUGCCACGACGGAAGGCUGCUGGAAUCACGGCCUUCCACCAGCGGUGAAUGCGACGUCCAUGUGGGGUGACUAUCACUGUUCCUGCGACGGCAGCCGCCGGGACAACCUCACGGUGGGCCGCGCCGCACCUCCUUUCCUUGGGAAGGGUCCGCCUGGCUGGGUGCCGCAAUGCCGAGGUUACGAUCCCCCAGAGAAGGGACGAUGUUUCACUGGUCGCCUACUGCGCUCGCUGACAGCCUGGAGCACAGCCGCCAUGAUGACAAUGGCAUGUGAGGAGUGUCGCAAGGACGAAGCUUGCUCAGGCUGGUCACUGGCAGCGGACAACACCAGUGUGCUCUUGCUCACCGGUAACCUCACACAGGAAGAUGCCAACUGCUCCGCCAGUGCUGCCACAACAGACUUCACCAGGAGAGCCUCCUGGUUUGGCAUUGGCGAUCUUGGCGGGCUUUGGUAUUCCACACCCACGGAAGGAGAGUGUAGAGCUGGUGCCCUCUUGGGCGAGGAAGGCUGCACCUGGCGAGAGGUCUUGUCGGCCUACAAGAAUGCCAGCUGCGUCGGUCAGAAAGUCGAUGAAGUUGUAGAGCAGUUUGGUGCGACCUGUUUUGGCCGCUGUGCGCAGCCGCUUAACCACACCUCGGACUGCUACUUGAGCUGCUAUCGAGACCUGUUGGAUGGCAAUGCUGCGAAAAACAUCACGAAGAUUCCACCGAAAAUGGUGGUCGAUGCUUGGGUGCACGCCCUCGAGCGUCCGCCUGUCGAAGGAGGCUGCCCAACGGUGGUGCCUGAACCUUGCCGUGGACGUCAGUGUGAUCCGCUCUUGGCCUGGGAGGCUCACGGGGAAGCUCCACUCUGA